AUGGCUAACUGGAACGAGCAAAUCUGGCUGAAGAUCCGGUCUACUGCUCAUCUGGCUCAUCUAGCUGCUCCAAUGUUUAUCAUGUGGUUAACUCACAUCGUUCCCCUGACCGUCUCGCGCCGGAUACAGGAGCGAUGCCUGGAGAACUUAACUGAUCUCACGGCGUGGAGAGAUAUAUCCAUCCCAGAGCCGGGAAAUUCUGCCGGUGAACAGUUGAUGGGUACAUUGGUGGGGUCUUGGUUAAAAAAAUGUAAUGAGGUUCUGACCGCCGUAGUCAGCAGAAUAGACGCCGAUCUCCGAGUGAGUGAUAAAUCAGAACUGCUCAGAAGAUGGUGCAAUGUAUACCCCAAGGACGGAGAAUCAUGGUCUGAAUUUGUCUCCAAGGAGAAAUCCUUCCACUCACAACUAGAACAGUUUAGCGAUGGGUCAUGGGAGAUCAGACGUGAUAAACUUAUAAGAGCUCUGAAGGCGUACCCUUUCUUCAACAACGACUUGGCCAAACUGCAGUACUUCCCCAAGCUACGGGAAUCUAAGAGCUCCUCGGCUUUCUUCGACCAUCUGUCCGUUUUGGAGAAAGAUCACUACCCCCGUGACAUUGAUGAUUUACUAGGUUUACCUCUCGAUCGUCAAUCCAAAAAAGGCGGCAGCAGUCGCAGAGGACAGGAAGGGGUAAAACCUUCGACGCCUUCCUCGACAUUAGCUGGUGGCGGUGCCAACACUACCCAAGCUACUACUGCAAAUGGUCAGUCAUCGACACCAACGCCCACUAACACCUCCAAAGGAGCAAUGCCCCAGGCGGGUUUGAGCUCCACUGGCCCCAAAGGGCCAUGUAGGAACUGCGGUAAGACGGGGCAUUGGGCCAAGAGCUGCAAAGCCCCUUGGAAGAAGAGUAACCCUAAGGUCUCGGAGGGCUCUGGCAAGGAAUCUACCACCAAGCUCGACCAGAAGGCGGAAGAGAAGAAAGAAGUUUCCUACGCUUUGGCCGAGGGAGCAGCCAAGCCUCAUCCGGGUUGGACUACUACCACCGUCGAAGUUCUGAACCACGACUCAGGAACCACCAAGCUUAAGGCGGCACUGGACACUUGUUCCAGUGUCAACCUAUGUAGCCAGAAGGCUAUUGAGGAUCUCCGGUCCAGCACAAUCGAUCUGGGAGUGAAUAGUAUCACUGUCAAAUCGUUAGGCGGCUGCACUAAACUGGACCGCAUGGCAGUGAUCCAAGUUAUUGCUAACAACAAGACCGUGGAUGGACGUUUCUACAUCUUACCGGAUCGUCUGGUCCCAGGCCAGCAGUUUGAUAUUCUGCUGGGCAAGUCCACGCUACACCAACUGGGAUAUAGAUUGGUUAACGUGAACGAUGACGUCAUCCAAGAUAGCGAUGCUCUUCCUAGAAGCCCUCACCUUAGCGCUGAGCUCAACUGUGCACCCGAUGAAGACCUGGUGAGCUACUAUCUGUGGGCGGAAGGUAUCAUCGACAAGUACGAUUUCUUCAAGGAACGCCCCUUUGGGGGCCCUAUUGAGGAAGACUUGUCUAAAAACGACGACAAUGAUGAGUCGUCCCCGGUGGAGUCUACGUGGACUAGUCAAGUAGACCCCAACCCUAGCGUCGUCGAGAAGACGCGCAGCGGCAGUUUGGAUUCUUUCAUCAAAUACAGUGUUCCCGUCCCUAAGGUCAAGCCCGGUGACGACGAUAUAGACGUUAUGGUCCAAAGAGGUGUGGAUUACAUGAUCCGACACCUGAAGGACUGGGUGCCUGCCAAGGGCAACAAAUGGUAUAGAUGCCGUAUACGCCCCGUGACCUCCCCUGAUGAAAAGGAGACCGAUUGCCCCAAGCAGACCCACUGUUUCGAAUUCGAUUGGAUCAGUGGGCAUCCACAAACGGUCGAACCCCGACCCUCACACACCCAUGACUACUCUGGCGCCCUACUGGAACCACUGUCUUCAGAGUCCAAGGCGGCUUUCCACAAGGAGCUUCAGACGUACAUCAAGCGAGGCUGGUGGCAGGAGCGUUCUCGAGAGGAUCGGUCUCCCUACGGGGAGAUAGUGGUGUUCCCGGUGUCACAAGAGAACCACCCGGGGCAUAAAAUUAGGCCAUGUGCCGAUUGCCGCCGGAGGAAUUUCUUCUUCCCGGCUGCUGGGUACUACAAUCUUAGUCUGUCCGACAACAUCACCGCCAUUCUCGCAUCUGAUCUGAAGUGCCUGAGGGUAAAAGAUAUCUCAAAAGCGUUCUACCGCUUACAUCUCCCUCGAGAGAGGGAGCUGCACUUGUGCAGCUCGGGCCUAUCUUUCCGCUCAUCACGGGUGGUUUUUGGGGUUCGAUUCGGACCCCUAGCCCUAGCCUGUUUCACCGAUCACUUCACCUCAGCCGUGUAUACGGCUCUUACUGGUGUGGACCCUCCGGAGACUCUGACACCUGAGGAGCGGUGCCGGUAUAUUGAUGGUCUUCUGAUGCUCUGCUACUAUGACGACUUCAUCUUGGGAGGGAAAGAUCCCCGCUUGCUGGAGACAGUAAGCACCCUAAUGGAUAGGAUUGGAGAGCGCUUCGGCGUUACCUUUCCCAAUGAGAAAGCUGCUACGCUGGGACCAACGGACAGUGAGAUACCAAGCAAGCACCUGGGCCUACUCUGGUAUUUCAAAGACGGUCGGCUCUGUGCGGCAUGUCCCGAGGUACCCCAAGAGGAGCACGAUGCCGAGCUCAACAAGGUGUUGACUAAGCGUCGCCUUUUCAAGAUCUGUGGUCUCUACACUGAUCCGCUGGGGGUACAUGCCGAGCGGAGCCUCAUCACCAAUGAAAUAAGAAGGUGGUGCGGUGUCUUUGGCGAAGCUAAAGACAGAAAAUCCUGGGAUAUACCUCUACCGCUGACUGAGCGUGAUACAUACACCAUCAAGAACCUCCUCUCCAAGGUCAGGGAACUUUCGUCUGUUUGUGAGCACCCAUCUUGGGGGGACUGCGCAUCCGUAGUGGUACAUGCCGACGCUGCUGAAGAGAGUUUUGGAUGGACUAUCGGUACUGAGAACGGCCACAUUAUAUCUGAGAAGUCUCAACGUUUUCCCAGUGGCCUACGCUGGCAUACGAACCGGCGAGAAAUGUUUGCCCUCAUCGACGCUCUUAAGAAGGCCUUACGGAUCGUCGAGCUAGGCGCAGCUGUCUCCCGGGUUCUACUACAUUCUGACAACAUGUCGGCGGUACGGUGGUGUGAGACCCAUAUCGCCAAGCUGCGGGGUUUCGACAAGUUGGCUCUGAGGAGGCUGCUUGGUCAAUUCGGUGAAGCCGAAGGCAUCCUGACGGCUCGUGGGGUUGAGGUGCACACCCUCCAUAUCCCCGGCUCCUCUAAUAUCAGAGCCGAUUUUUUAUCACGCUACCCUUCGACGCUGACCCUACCUACGCCCAUCGGGCAUGAUAAACCCGCAGUUUUUCUCCUGAAUGAAGAUAGCGAAGACGUCGAAGGUGACUCUAUGCUCACCACUGAUUUCAUUCAGUGUUGUGCGAGAACCCUAAUAAAUGACUCUACUAAAUGGAGGGGUCUCGAGCUGCGGCGUCUAGUUACCAUCCCGGAGGACCAGCGCAAGCUGAACGAGCUGAAUGCUAGCGACCUCUACUUCCACUCGUUCGAUGGUAAUCUUUAUUUCAACGAUGUGGAAUACGGUGGUCGCUUAUAUGUCCCUUUCGAGAAGGAUGUUCCCUGGGAAGAUCGAUUGCGGACGAAGAUCCUUGGGAAGACCCACUGGCAUCACACACCUCUGAAGUUCAUCAUCGGCCGUCUACAGGAACAGGUCUGGUGGCCAUCCCUCAAGUCCGAUGUCAAGGGCUUUAUGAUGAAAUGUUGGAUAUGCAGACGGGAGGCUAUUCGGCUUCUACCCCUGGGUGGUCAACGACCGCACUCCGUCAGCCCGAGAUUUCAACGCGUCGUCAUCGACUUUCUAGGCCCUUUUCAGGGGGUGGUGGUAGAGAACUGGGACUCUCCCAGCAUUCUCGUAGCAGUCGACGCCACGACGUCCUGGCUUGAGCUAUAUUUGGUUGGGGACCAGACAGCCAACUCGACUAUCAAAUGCCUGGUACAGUGGAGCCUGCGUUUUGGUCCCCCCUUACAGAUUUUAUCGGAUCAAGAUCCGGCUUAUACCUCCCGAGUGAUGAAAGGUGUCCUGGCUGCCUUCAACAUUACUUCGCAGACAAGCGGAGGGCACCACGCCCAAGCCCAGGGAGCAGCAGAGCAAUGCGUUCACGUUGUCAAGAUGGGUAUUCGUAAGCUAUGCUCUCACAUUCCUAUCGGCAUGGCCCUCCGGAACAUCGCCUGGGUCGCGAGAAUACAUAAUACUACCGCACUUUACGACGAGACCAUUACGCCCGAGGAGUUGGUUUACGGUGGUAAAACGAGAGACUGUGUCCAAGCGCUCCUAGAGGCUGAUCAACCGACACCCGACAUCGGUGAUGCUGCAAGGUUUCUGUCUGACCUUCGCCAAGAUGUUUCCGCUCUUGAGCGAUACUGGCGACGUGCUAUUUUGGAGCACCGUGUCGGGAAUCUUGUAGAUCGUCCCCGUCGCAGUGAGAGAGUUGAGGUCGACGAUUCUGUCUUCAGGGUUAUCGUUGAUGGUCUGAAGAAGAGGAGAGUAGGUGGUCCCUUCACGGUGUCCGAUAUCAAUGAGGCAGGCACCAUGGCUACCAUUGAAGGUCCACAUGGUUCUAAGGAAGUCCCCACGUGGCAACUCUUUAAAGCACCACCCACUAGCCUAGCUAGGCUCUACGGCGAUUUCGAUGUCCCAGAGAUGCAAGAGGCGCGUGAACGAUCCGAAGAUGAGCUCUCUCCUGGUGACCUCAUUGUUUUCCGAUCUGUCUUCAACGACGAGGACGAUGACGGAACGAUUGGCAUCGAUUUCGGUAAGUUCCUAAGCAGAGAUGGUGACAACCUAUAUGUCCAGCGUCUUUUUGUCGACGACAAGGGGUGUUGGCAUGAUCGUCGAGGCCAAGAUGAUGAAGAUAUAUACGAAGUAGAGAUCCGAACAUCUGAUGUUCUGUGCUCCGGUCCUGAUGUUAAACUCACCCAGGCGGGCAGACCAACCAAGAAGCUGAAGGAUCUCCUCGGUACUCUUGGUGUGUCUGGAAUCUAG
Molecule: messenger RNA, 5103 nt
Organism: Perkinsus marinus ATCC 50983
Lineage: Eukaryota; Perkinsozoa; Perkinsida; Perkinsidae
Product: gag/pol/env polyprotein, putative
Exons: 1
Coding region: 1-5103 (1700 amino acids)
Biological process (GO): DNA integration
Molecular function (GO): nucleic acid binding; zinc ion binding
Source: RefSeq, a predicted model, not a curated record